UGGCUUUCUUAAUCACUUUUCACACAAAUGACAUUAUUAAAAGCGUGCAGAAUUUUUUCUGUGCUUUUACUUAUCACAGCUCUAUUUCAGUGCUAUAAUGCCGAAGAAGUUCGAUUGACAAGCGACGAUUAUUCUGCUACUUCAUGCUCCGGUGUUUGGAGUAAAGAAGCUAUUCCAGGUGGCUCACAGCCCUAUAUCCAAAUUUCGAUUGAUAAAAAGUCAAAGGGUAAAAUAGCAAUGUUAAUAUAUGAAUGGGAAGACUUUCAAAAUCUCGGUGCUGUAGAUCCAGAAACAAACGACCGUGUUUACAUUUGUGAUUCUUCAGCAGCCAAAAAAAAAUUAUGUAAAGAGUCUGAAAUUGGCCAAUUCAUUACUUCUGUACCUGCCGGCCAAAAAGACACUAGCAUUGUAACCGAAAGUGUUGUUAUGAAUGGAACACGAACCGAGAUGGCGCUUUAUAAAGUCGAAAAGACUGGCUAUUACUGUGUGGCUUUAGUACCUGCAGGAGACAAUUCUGUGUUUGAAGCUUGGGUGGAGUGGCGAUUCCCUUAUGGUGAAUUACCCGCAGGCGAUUAUCCUAAAUUACUGUUGUAUGGAGCUUUUGCUUGUGUGUAUUUAGCAGUUGGCAUAUUUUGGGCUAUUCAAAGUUAUCGUAAUUGGGAUGAUAUUUUACCCGUCCAGCACUUUUUGUCGAUGGCUAUCUUUUAUCUUAUCGUGGAAAUGGCAUUCAAUUUCGGAUAUUGGGAAGCUUAUAAUCAAACCGGAAAGACCUCAUACGGCUUAUUGGCUCUUGUUGCAUUAUUAAAUGCAGGUAGAACUAGUAUGUCAUUCUUUAUGUUGUUGAUUGUGUGUAUGGGUUACAGUGUUGUAAAGCCUAGUCUAGGCUCAAUGAUGAAAAAGUGUGUCAUUCUUGCAUGCACCCAUUUCUUCUUUGGUGUAAUUUAUACCUUGGGUACAAUGCUUUUAUCACCCGAGACAGCCGGUUUAUUGAUUUUGCUGGUUAUCUUUCCCCUUUCAAUUACAAUGACAAUUUUUUAUGUAUGGACUUUGAAUUCAAUCACAAACACGAUCCGAGAUCUCGAGCUUCGUAAACAACAUGUGAAGGUUGUCAUGUACAAGCGACUCUACAAGCUCUUGUUGUUCUCGGUGAUUGCUGUGAUUGCUAUCUUCAUUCUCAACAUGUUUGCCUUUUCGGGUCGUAUGGCAAUUGACUGGGCAGCAAAUAACUGGAAAUACCGCUGGAUCAUGUUGGAUGGUUUACUGAACGUUUUGUAUUUCAUUGUCUUUUUGAUCAUCAUCAUCUUAUGGAGACCCACCAGUAAUAAUUCCAGAUAUGGAUUGAUGCAAAUCAGUCAAGACGAGGAGGAAGCACUUGAUUUGGAAGAGCGCUUGCGUAGAGUGGAAGAUGCCGAAAAUGGUACCAGUACUACUGGACCUGGUGACCAUCGCAAUCGAGAUCAUCAUCAGCUUGAUACCGAAUCAGCUAUUUUUGAACUCGGUGGCGAACUUACAGAUGAAGAAGAGGAUCACCAACCUAUUCAUAAAAACGUUGAGCUUUCAGAUUUAACCGGUCAUACAAAUACCGCUUAUCGCUCAGGAGGUAGAAAAGGAGAACAAAGUGCUUUAUUACAUGUUGAACAGGACGACGAUGAUGAUGAGUACGAUAACCAUAUGGACGAUAAUGAGAAUUCUAGACUAACAGAAAAUGCUAGAAAGUCAUCCUAAUUUAUAAAUAAAUAACAAAUCUGCACAACCCGAUUUCGUUUUAUGGUUUCACGUUUCACGCACUGCUGUAUUACACACUGCCAAAAUUUCGGGACAUAAACCUUUGUAGAUACUUUAGUUAUG
Molecule: messenger RNA, 1848 nt
Organism: Mucor mucedo
Lineage: Eukaryota; Fungi; Mucoromycota; Mucoromycetes; Mucorales; Mucoraceae
Product: lung seven transmembrane receptor-domain-containing protein
Exons: 10
Coding region: 28-1725 (565 amino acids)
Biological process (GO): retrograde transport, endosome to Golgi
Cellular component (GO): membrane; Golgi apparatus
Source: RefSeq, a predicted model, not a curated record